AUGGCCGUAGUGAGAGUGAGCUGCCGUUCCUCCUCCGGCCUCAACGUCGUCUCCUGCAGCAGCCUCUGCUGCUGUUUAUGGAUGCUACUGUCCAUCCAUGUCCCGGGGGCUGGCUCGCUGUCCUUCAACCUCAGCUUCUCCCAUCCACAAAGCCCUGCUAACCUCCGUGAAUUGCUAAACUGCACCAGCGAUGCGACCAUCGAGGAUACGGAAGGGCUUCACCUGACAAAAGACAUCAUGUGGAGCGUCGGCCGGGCUCAAUACGUGGAAGCAAUGCGGCUAUGGGACAGAUCUAGUGGCGAGAUGGCCAGCUUCACCACCACCUUCCACUUCGACAUAAAGCCGGUUGGCAGUGGUUUGAGUGGUGACGGGCUGGCCUUCUUCCUCGUCCCUCCCGAGUCUGGUAUGCCUGCCGGCGACAGCAGAGGGGGCGCCUUGGGCAUCCUCCCUAGGGAAUCCAAGUACAACAAUAUCACCAAGUUGCUAGUUGCUGAUCUCAACAUCAACAACACAUGGUACAAUGUCAACAAAACUAUCGAUCUGCGCAAAUACCUGCCAGAGUAUGUCACCGUGGGCUUCUCAGCGGCGACUGGCAGCUACGCCGAGCUGCACCAGAUACUAUCAUGGUCAUUCACAUCCACCCUGCAGGAACCACCAGUGCCGGCACCAGCGCUGCUGCCUCUGACACCUGACAGCAUCCAGAAUCCCAAGAAGAGAUCAGUAGGAAUCCUGAUAAUCGCGGUGCUAGUGCCUCUGCUAUUUCUCUUGGCAUGUGCAGCCGUUCUGGCCUUUCUAUGGAUGUGGGGUCUGUAUGGCCGGAACACGAUCCUCGACGCGGCGGACGAACGGCUGAGGGCCGCCGGCGACGAGGCCAACGAUAGGUGCAUGGAGAGGGUGCUCGUCGUCGGGCUGUGGUGCGCGCACCCUGACCAGAACGAACGGCCGUCCAUCGCACAGGCCAUGCACGUCCUGCAGUCAGAGGACGCCAGGCUUCCGGAGCUCACGCCUCAGAUGUACAGGACGGUGUCGGAGUUUGCCGUCACUGGACGUGCUAUCGGCGCCUUGUCCGUUCAGAGCUCCUCUUCCGCGACCACGGCGACAGCCGGUGGCCACUCCAAGGUCUCUUCCGAGUCAGCAACCUCUGCCUUGCUUCGAGAUUCAAAAGAGUUGGGUUGA
Messenger RNA from Miscanthus lutarioriparius, 1176 nucleotides. The record is from the annotation of a GenBank genome assembly. Lineage: Eukaryota; Viridiplantae; Streptophyta; Magnoliopsida; Poales; Poaceae.